AUGAAAAGAUGCGUGUCAAGGCUGAAAAAGGUUAUCGCAGUUCUGACACUUGGGCAGCUAGCCAAAUGUUGGCUUCCCUUCACAGGGAAAGGAGCAACAUGGAUAGUGGCCACAGCGAAAGGGGGGUAUGCCUACACCGAAUAUGUUCUUCCCAAUAGCGUCGUUAACAAGCCCUCCGGACAAUACUUCCCCCUCCGUAGAAGAUUCACCACGAGACGUAAAAAAAAUGAUUUUCCAUUGCAAAGAUAUAGCCUUCAUGACGAAUGUGGUCGACGGAACUGGGUGGAGAAGAGAGCCUCCUUCCUAUUCUUUCGUGUAUCUGCACAUAUAGGAGAAGCGAACAAAAGUCGUCAGACAGCGCAUGCGAAUAGGCAGCAUGUAUAUCGUGUCGGAGGAACGUACCUCCCUCCCCGCUCCAUCCAACUGUUCUCAUCUAGUCGACAAUGUGAUCCCUGCGAUGGAAACCGCGACACAUCCCCAAACGAAUGCAUAAAGCCGCUCCCUCCCAAUAAAACAAGCGAACGUGUAGAGUCAGCCGAGCAGAAGGAGGAAGAAGAAUGUGAGAGGGUUUUCCUAACAGACACCAAGUAUUACAAAAGGAGCAAAUACUCCAAAGCAGGUUUCAUAAAAAAAAAAACAGGAGAAGAAAGGCAAUUGACAAUUGGAAACAAUGGACAGCGCUUUCAUCAAAAGGGACUACUCCACAAUGAACUUCCUCCCAUCACCUCUAUCGAAUCGGAGGGUGAUCUCCUCACAAAUCACAUGAGAAAAGGCGCACAAAAUGAGCACCUCAAUUUGCCACAAUUUUUUAUCACUAACUACUAUGCGGAUAAGAAUAGGCCUAACGAGCUCGAUCUAACAAUAGACCCGCAUACAAAAGAAAGCAGUACUAAACCAAUGGGUACGAUAAAGAAUGAAAAAGAAGAGGAGAAUUACACAAGUGGUAAGCAGAGUAGUAGGGCUGUAUCUUUAAUGAACGAGUUCACCGUGAUUGGGGAAAUUGUAGGAGUACACGGACUACAAGGAUGGUUAAAGGUAGUAAGUUUUACCACAUUUAACGAUAUAAGAUUCAAGAAAAAUAUGUACAGGUAUUUAUUUAUGAAUACGCACCCCUACCCUCUUCCAAUUAAAUUAACAGAUGUGAAAGAAUCCCUAAAGGUAGGGUUUCUGUACGUCAAAAUUGAAGGAAUAAAUUCAAGAACAGAUGCACUUAAAUUAAAGUCCUGUCUAAUUUGUGAUGAUAAAAGGAAAUUCCCAAGCUUAAGUGAAAAUCAGUACAUAUCUACUGACCUACUCAAUUUUCAUAUAUUCAUUUUUAAUGACCUUACCAAUACCUGCAUAGGAAAAGUCCUCUCCUUCAUAUCCAAGUACGAUUAUAUAUGUAAGAAAUCCACACAAAGCAUUGCAGAAGAUUUGAUUAAAAUUCAAAUCAAAAAGGACAUUUCUCUGCAAAAAGUUUUCCACAUCAUAUCUGCUGCGCAAAUGUAUGCCAUGAGAACCGCGUCUUCUUCCCCUUCCACAGCGGGGGAGGGGAAACCCGUCAGGGUGCUCAUCAACCGGAAAGGCUUUUCCCUCACGGGUGAUCUAGACGGUGAGCUAAGCGAACAACUACGCGCGGAAGAGUAUAAGAUGGAGCACGGCAAUAACCAAGACUACGGUGGGGGUGACGAACAAGACCGCAUCUUAAACGACGAACCAGUGAAGGGCGACAAGAACUACUACGACUCACUUGACAACUUUGAAGGCUGCUCUUACAAAAAGAUUUACAAGUGUGACUUCUGUGAAGAUGUGUAUGAAGACCUUCGGGAGGCGAGCGAACACGAAAGUUCGCACUUCCCCACGGAUGAGGAACUGCUGUUUAACGCAUCCCAGGCCAGCUCCCCCAAGGAAAACCUAUACGAGGUGGACAGGAACAUGGUCUCCAAGCUAAAGCCUAUCGAUUACUUCUUCAUCCCCAUCGUGAAGGACAAAACGAUCAGGUCAGUAAAUUACGAACUUAAGCAAAUGUACCUCGACGUAUCAACCAUUUUUUUGUUGGAUGACCAGAAAAAGACUUAG
Molecule: messenger RNA, 2058 nt
Organism: Plasmodium fragile
Lineage: Eukaryota; Apicomplexa; Aconoidasida; Haemosporida; Plasmodiidae
Product: 16S rRNA processing protein RimM
Exons: 2
Coding region: 1-2058 (685 amino acids)
Biological process (GO): rRNA processing
Cellular component (GO): ribosome
Molecular function (GO): ribosome binding
Source: RefSeq, a predicted model, not a curated record